This is a messenger RNA of Eruca vesicaria subsp. sativa (arugula), 3530 nucleotides long. Lineage: Eukaryota; Viridiplantae; Streptophyta; Magnoliopsida; Brassicales; Brassicaceae. The record is from the annotation of a GenBank genome assembly.
AAAAAAGAAUAAACGAAUUUUCUUCUCUCACGCACGAGAGAGAGAGAGAGAGAGAACUUUUCCCCGAAGAAGAAGAAGAAGAAGAGGUUUUCUCAGAGAGAGAGACGUUACCGGAGAUAGAGGCGGUGAUUAUCGUAACAGAGUAUUAUAUAUACACAGAGGAGGAUACAGGAGAAAGCGAUGCGAGUACGCAUCGGUUUCAACUCGCGUGACCUAGGGUUUCGUUUUCUUGCUUAUCGGUGGACCUUGUCUAAUGGGAGAUAGAACCUUUUUACCUCCUAAGAAGGGUGUUCAACAUUGUUGGGGUUUUGGAACGUGAAAGCAGUAUGACGCUUGAGGAUUUCUUUACCCUGACGGAAUUAAAAGAUGGACUCACUGUCACUUCUCGUGUCGAAGAGCUCGUGUCUGUCAUGCAGAGUAACAAAGACUCUGUUUUGAAGGAUGCUUCUAGACAAUGGACAGCUGUUGCAAGCACGAUUGCGGUCACAAAGAACAGAGAGUGUCUGGAUGUUUUUGUAAAUUUAGAUGGAGUUCGUUACUUGAGUAGCUGGCUGGCAGAAGCGCAGGCGUUGGGUAAUGAUUCGGUUGACAGAUCUGUAGAGGAGUCGACUCUGGCUUUGUUAGAGGCUCUUGAAAACAUAGGUGUAGAUGGUUCGAGGUUAGUUUCUUCUGGGAUAUGGGUGACUGUCAAGAAACUUGUUGACCAUGGGAGUUCUCGUGUUCAGGAUCAGGCGAGAAAGCUCUUUAGUAGCUGGAAGGAUAAAGUAGGUAAUGACCAUUCUGAACGUGACACUGAAAGCUGUAGCAAAGCUAAUGAAGAUGAGAUAAGAGUUGUAGCAGUAAGUAUGGAGAGCGGUGAGCUAAAAUCAGCUCCUCCUCUUUGUUCAACGCAAAGUAGUAAUGAAAAACAGUGUCCUGAAAUAGCAGAUGAAGCCUUGUUGUCAGGAAACUCAGGAGAAGAUAACCCAGAUCAAGAUAUGGGUUUGGAACUGAAGAAUGACAAGGUUGAGUUUGCCUCGAUCGUGAAUACGAUCACUGAAACUUUAAAUGGAGCCUCCACCGAUGUUAUUAUGAAAGAAGUUCAAGAAAAUCUUUCACUGAAGGGAAAAGGCUCCAUGAGAGAGACUAUUAUGCCUACUGGCUCCAGUAGCCUUCUUAAUUCAGAACUCGAUAGUGUUGAAGGCCCAUCAAAUGCUCAGCUGGGUGCUGAGAUAUCUGAGGAGAAGCAUAUUAGAGAUUUUCCUGAAAAAACAAGUGGAGCUUUAGCAGUGUUAUCAAGUUCAGUAGGACAUGUAGCUGUGUCUUCUGAUUCUGUUAUUGCCAGUAUGGAGUUGGAGAAAAAUAGUCUUUCGAAGAAUAGUCUUGAUUCAAACGAGGUGAGUAGGAAUGCGUCUGAGACCGUAUGUGCAUCGCACGAUGCGAGUAUUGCCCAUAAUAGCAAACAUGUGCCUUCAUUGGCUCAGACAACAGACAAUCAGGAUUCUGACAGUUCAUCUAGAUUAUCAGGUGGAAAAAAUAAAGUUGAGAAUGACAGUAUGGCUGCUCAUGCUCAGAAUGAAGAUAAGAGCCAUUUAGACAUAGAGAAGAGAGUAAAACGGAGAAAAAAACGCAGGUCUACAAGAUCAAUGACCAUAUCCCAGCGCCUUGGAGCAAUUGACAAGACAACCGCUGAUAUUGACCUUGGUAUUUUGGAUGCCUUGGAGGUCGCUACCAAUAUCGCACAGGAAGUGGCUAGAGAAGUAGACUCUGGGGAAGCUUCUCACAGUUCUUCAGAAGAAUUUUCUGAUGAAAGCGGGCAGUCUGAUUCGCAAAAUUCUCACGACGAUGAUCUACACACGGGUUCUCCAUCUAAGGGACGAUCAAUGGGUGAAAGCCAUUCCGUUGAGGAACCGCAUGUUGGAGAUGAGGAUGUAAUGGAUGAGAAGAAUAACAAACUUGAGAAUGGGAUGAUAAGUAGUGAUGAUGUUAAAGAGAAGCACCUGGAAGCAGCUGGUAAAGCCGAAGUAGACAGAGAAAAAAGCCCAUGUGGCUUUGAUCUCAAUGAAGACAUUUGUCCUGAUGAAACAGAUGUCGUUAUGCCUGCAGCGGCACCGUUGCAGUUAGAAAGAUCUCUUAGUGCGAAAGGAUCGGCUGCUAGUAGUGUAUCUCACUCGGAAUUGCCUCAUAAAGUUCCUAGCGGGGAUUCAAGAGAAAAGCAGCAGGUGAUAUGUAUCGAUCUGAAUGUAGCUGAGGUAGGAGAUGACCAAGUUGAAGAUAGAACUCCCUGGAAACAGUUUCCUUUCUCCUCAUCAAACUCUAGGGAUGGAGAGUCGUCACAUGAAGCUAAUCUCCGGGGAUCAAGCAGGUUCAACCUGGAUUUGAAUUGUACGAACGAGGACGAUGACAUGCCUCCACCUUCUCAGUUGAAGAUGGAAACCAGAUUGUUUCUAAGUCAGCAAAGUGCCUCACCUGUCUCUUCAUUGUCAGUUGCUCAGCAAUCAGGCAAGGAAUUAAACUUUGACUUGAAUGACAGGCCACAGUUUUUCAUCGAGUCACGUGAUCAGGGUCCCUACUAUGGGCAGCUCCCAUGGAGCAAUGCCUCCUAUGGAGGGCACAAAUUGGCUGAACCGGUAAUGUCUCUAUUGGGUACAAAAGUGGACGUUGACAGAAAAGAGAGUGUAUCCCAGAUGUCUUCGUUCUUGUCCAAUGGUAAGUCACUCGAGCCAGCAGCAGGACUAUUCAUGGGAACACCGGGAAACUCUAACUCUUUGGGUUUAGCCCCUGGUGUGUCCUUUUCUCCAGCUCCUAUAUAUGGGUACAACGGAUUUACUGGUCAUCAUCCUGGUAUGUCAAUGUCAUCAGCGCCCAUGUAUGUUCCUGGAACAGCUAUUCCAUACCUGGUGGACGCGAGGGGUACGCCAGUGAUGAUGCCUCAAAUGAUGGGAUCGGCGCCAUAUGCACAGCCACCAUUCCCUCAACAGCACAUGUUCAUGAGCUUGUCUGGAGGAUCGCCUAGUAUGAAUGGAUCGGUGAGGCCACCACAGCUUGAUCAGAGCUCUGGGUUUGGGGUUGAGAUGGGAAACAGAGAGGGGUUAAGUUUGAGGCAGUUUCUAGCACCGGGGGAUAUGGGAGAGCAUUCAAGAGCAACCGUAGAGCCGUCAUCGAGUUUGUCUAUUGGUAUUGGUGGGAAGCGGAAAGAGCCGGAGACACCACGUUGGGAGUUCCCUCCGCCGUGGAGGUGAGUGGAGAUAGGGUUCUUCAAUAGGUUGACGGAUUGGUCAGAGAAUGACAGAAGAAGUGUUGGGAGGUAACUUAUAAAGUCUUGAUGAACUUUUUUUUUUCUUUUUUCCCAUCAGUUUUCUCCUUUAUUUCAUAACAUAUAUAUAGGAGGAGGAUUAGUUCAAACAUUGGUAUAUGUCAAACUUCUUCUUAACAUUGUUGGGUAUUUUCUUCAUAAAAUAAAUAUAUAUAGUUUUGCGUUUCAGAAGUUAAGAUCAAGAGUUACUUUGUGUUACACUCUGAACAACUGUUUUGCAAUCAGAAGUGUUGCG